Molecule: messenger RNA, 3253 nt
Organism: Eurypyga helias (sunbittern)
Lineage: Eukaryota; Metazoa; Chordata; Aves; Eurypygiformes; Eurypygidae
Gene: ENAH
Product: enabled homolog (Drosophila)
Exons: 14
Coding region: 29-2356 (775 amino acids)
Biological process (GO): actin polymerization or depolymerization; axon guidance; actin polymerization-dependent cell motility
Molecular function (GO): profilin binding; SH3 domain binding
Source: RefSeq, a predicted model, not a curated record
GAGUAUCUGCCAAGCACGAGCUGCUGUAAUGGUCUACGAUGAUGCCAAUAAGAAAUGGGUACCAGCUGGUGGAUCAACUGGAUUCAGCAGAGUUCAUAUAUAUCAUCACACAGGCAACAACACAUUCAGAGUAGUGGGCAGGAAGAUUCAGGAUCAUCAGGUGGUAAUAAAUUGUGCCAUUCCAAAAGGGCUGAAGUACAAUCAGGCUACACAGACCUUCCACCAGUGGCGUGACGCUAGGCAGGUGUAUGGUCUCAAUUUUGGCAGCAAAGAGGAUGCCAAUGUCUUCGCAAGUGCCAUGAUGCAUGCCUUAGAAGUAUUAAAUUCACAGGAAGCUGUGUUCUAUUUAGGUCCUACAUUGCCUCGACAGAAUUCACAGCUUCCCUCUCAAGUACAGAAUGGUCCAUCACAAGAAGAAUUGGAAAUCCAGAGAAGACAGUUGCAAGAGCAGCAGAGGCAGAAGGAGCUGGAACGGGAGAGGCUGGAUCGUGAACGAAUGGAACGGGAGAGGCUGGAGAGAGAGAGGCUAGAAAGGGAAAGACUUGAAAGAGAGCGCCUAGAACAGGAGCAACUGGAGAGAGAACGGCAAGAAAGGGAACGGCAAGAACGCCUAGAAAGGGAGAGACAAGAGAAGGAGAGGCAGGAUCGGGAAAGACUUGAACGACUUGAACGGGAAAGGCAAGAAAGAGAACGGCAAGAACAGUUGGAAAGGGAACAAUUGGAAUGGGAAAGAGAGAGAAGAAUUUCAAAUGCUGCUCCAUCUUUCGACAACUCCCCGUAUAGCACUCCACUUCCUGAAUACUCCAGUUGCCAGCCUCCUUCAGCACCUCCUCCAUCAUAUGCAAAAGCAGUCUCAGCACCAAUGUCGGAGGCCACACCGGAGUACGCUGUAGUGACUUCUGCACCACCGACUUCCACUCCCCCUCCCCCUCCCCCGCCUCUAAGGCACUCUGCAUCACGUUUUGCUACAUCUUUAGGCUCAGCUUUCCACCCCGUUCUCCCCCAUUAUGCUACGGUUCCUCGUCCGCUGAACAAAAGUUCUCGGCCCCCUUCUCCUGUCAAUGCUCCGGCGACUUUGCCUCCAAAUACAAAGCCUGUUGCCUGGUCUGCGCCCAGUUUUGCCCCCCUUCCCCCAUCUCCUCCAGUAAUGAUAAGCAGUCCACCAGGCAAAGCUACUGGUCCGAGACCCGUCCUCCCAGUGUCGGCUUCUAAUCCAGCGACCCAAAUGUCCACGUCUCCCACAGCUCCUAACGGGCUUCCUGAAAACAUGGCUUAUCCGGUUCCUUCACCUUCUACCUCAGGUCCAACUCCGCCUCCGCCACCUCCUCCCCCGCCACUGCCUUCCUUUCCGCCUCUGUCACUCUCUGGACCUCAAGCUUCUCCUUCUCCCAACUCCCCGAAUGCCUCGACUCCCUCAUCCAAGCCUAGUGUUCUCCCUUCUCCCUCUGCAGCUACCCCUGCCUCUGUUGAGAACUCUCUAAACUCUGUGCUGGGAGACUCCUCUGCUUCUGAGCCAGUCUUGCAGGCAGCCUCUCAGCCGGUUGAACCUACGACCCAGCAGGGUGUUGUCCAAGGACCACCUGCACCUCCUCCCCCACCCCCUCUACCCCCUGGCCCAGCUCAGUCUUCAGUAGCAGCCCCACCUCCGCCUGGCCCACCACCACCACCUCCACUUCCACCUUCAGGGCCUCCGCCGCCGCCACCACCACCUCCUCCACUUCCUAGCCAAGCCCCUCCUGUUCCCCUUCCACCUCCUGCUCCCCCGCUCCCUGCCUCUGGAUUUUCAGUGGGAUUCGUGUCCGAAGAAAAUCGCCCUUUAACUGGACUAGCAGCUGCACUUGCUGGAGCCAAGCUUAGGAAAGUCUCACGGGGUGAAGACUCCUCCAGUUCAAGUGGAGGAGGAGGAGGCAGCUCUGCUUCAUCUAAAACAGACAGUGGCCGUGGAAAUGGACCCCUUCCCCUGGGAGGCAGCGGGUUGAUGGAAGAGAUGAGUGCCCUGCUGGCCAGGAGGAGAAGAAUUGCUGAAAAGGGAUCAACAGAACCAGAACAGAAAGAAGAUAAAACUGAAGAAUCAGAGUCUUCAACUUCUAAGGUUUCUUCAACGAGCACACCUGAACUAACAAGAAAGCCUUGGGAAAGAACGAAUACAGUGAAUGGAAGCAAGUCACCUGUUAUCUCCAGACCAAAAUCUACACCGACGGGGCAACCCAGUGCCAACGGAGUACAGUCGGAAGGUCUAGAUUAUGACAGAUUGAAGCAGGACAUUUUAGAUGAAAUGAGGAAGGAGUUAACGAAAUUAAAGGAAGAACUCAUUGAUGCUAUCAGGCAGGAACUCAGCAAGUCGAAUACUGCAUAGAAAGACUAGGACUAAGCCGAUGUGACUCUUUAACUUGGUAUAAAACUGACUACGUUUUGUGAGCUGUUAGAAGAAAACGGAGACAGACAGACACUUGGAAGGAGGGAGAAACAACCUAUUGUGAAAAGCUUCAGACGCAUCACUCUGGUGAUAUGCUAUUCCCCUCCUAGUUUGCAGCUUUUUUCUGACCUUUCCAGCAGGGUGGAAAAGACUCUUAAAGUUACUGUAAUGAUUAUGCAGAAAUUCCUACACCUGUCAGACAAGAUCGCAGUGCUUUGAAGUCUACUCAUGUCAAGAUAAAAUUGCACAUGUUUCAGACUUUGUUGUUAAGACAAAAAAAAAAAAAACAACCACAGGGAAAAGCUUGGGAAGGCUUUUCAGAGAGGUUUUCUUUGUUAAUGAAGGAGUUAGCAAGUUAUACUGUUGUACUUCAAAUGUAUCUCAGGUUUGUCUUCCUAUCAUAUCUGAUAUUUCCAUGAAUAAUUUAAAAGAUCAGAUGUGUGUAAGUUCAGUUCACAAAACACGGAGCGAUUAGAAACGCGCGCUUUUAAAGGGCAAUAUCUGUAAGUGAAUGACCUAGAUGGUGACGACAUAUCAAGAUUUUGGAAUUUUAUGAUAGGAAGCCUCUCUAGUUAGCCUUCAUGCAAUUUUAUAGGAAAAUUUAAAAAAGCAAAUACAGUCCAGAGUUUAAAGAUGUAGAUGCCUUCCUACAUUGUUACGAUGCUUUACCAAAUCUAAGACUUCUACAUAAUACGAAUCAGCAGUCAAAUGUAAAUCAUUAGUAUGUUGUAGAUUUACAGUAGAUUUUGGGGCUUUUUUUAGAUUUAUGCAUGUGGACAUUUUUGUAAUGUAACACAACACAGCCAGCUUUUUAAUUAAAAGAAAAAUUGCAUGUCA